Messenger RNA from Arachis stenosperma, 408 nucleotides. RefSeq lists its product as uncharacterized. The transcript is spliced from 3 exons. The record is from RefSeq and is a predicted model, not a curated record. NCBI's taxonomy places the organism in Eukaryota, Viridiplantae, Streptophyta, Magnoliopsida, Fabales, Fabaceae. Bases 34 to 408 code for a protein of 124 amino acids.
UCAAAAUCACGCGCUCAACACUCAAACGAGAAAAUGGCAGCAAGAAACCAAACAAAAGACCUUAAGUGUGCCACACAUCUCCUGAGUGAUAAGUUCAGAAACAUGACUGAGGAGAAGAAGGUGAUUGUGAGGGAUCUCGGAUUCGGUGGGUUGAUGCACAUCCCACCACUAAGGGUGGAUCACCAACUCUUAAGGGAGCUGGCAAACAACUUCAAACUUGGGGAGAACAGACUGAAGACAGGAUAUGGUUCUUUCCAAAUAACACAAAAAAAAAUAGGUCAUGCGCUUGGCAUCAAUGCAACAGAGCAUGGCACUUUCGGAUCACCCAAAGGGGGAAUUCAUAUCACCGAAAACGAAAAAGGAAUUCAAGGUGGAAGCCUACCCGAGUUUCAUUCCCUUCAUAGAUAG